GGCUCAGGACCACCCUGGAAUCCUUCACCCAGGAGCUUCUGCGACUUCUCCCGUCCCCACCCCUGCCCCGGGGCCGGGCUGGCUGGGCCAUGGUGCUAGAAGGGCCUCCCACGCCAGCCAUGCCCGUGCCAGCGGAGGGCACCCCGCCACCCCUCAGUGGUACCCCGGCCCCAGUUCCUGCCUACUUCCGCCAUGCAGAACCUGGCUUCUCCCUCAAGAGGCCCCGUCGGCUCAGUCGGAGCCUCCCACCCCGGCCCCCAGCCAAGGGCAGCCUCCCCAUCAGCCGCCUCUUCCCCUCGAGGACACCGGGCUGGCAUCAGCCCCGGCCCUGUGGUGUGUCCUUUCGGGGCAAGGCCUCCGAGACCCUGAAGAGCCCCCGCUAUGACGCGAGCCGGCCCGAGUCCUUCUUCCAGCAGUGCUUCCAGCAGCUGGGCCACCUGGGCCGAGGCUCCUUCGGGGAGGUCUUCAAGGUACGCUCCAAGGAGGAUGGCCGGCUGUACGCCAUCAAGCGCUCCAUGUCGCCAUUCCGAGGCCCCAAGGACCGUGCCCGAAAGCUGGCCGAGGUGGGCGGCCACGAGAAGGUGGGGCGGCACCCACGCUGUGUGCAUCUGGAGCGCGCCUGGGAGGAGGGCGGCCUGCUGUACCUGCAGACGGAGCUGUGUGGGCCCAGCCUGCAGCAACACUGUGAGGCCCGAGGCGCACGUCUGCCCGAGGCCCAGGUCUGGGCCUACCUGCGCGAUACUCUGCUGGCCCUGGCCCACCUGCACGGCCAAGGCCUGGCCCACCUAGACAUCAAGCCAGCCAACAUCUUCCUGGGGCCCCGGGGCCACUGCAAGCUAGGGGACUUUGGGCUGCUGGUGGAGCUGGGCGAGGCCGGUGGUGACGCCCAGGAGGGGGACCCCCGCUACAUGGCCCCUGAGCUGCUACAGGGCUGCUAUGGAACAGCGGCCGACAUAUUCAGCCUGGGGCUCACCAUCCUGGAAGUGGCCUGCCACAUGGAGCUGCCUCGCGGCGGGGAGGGCUGGCAGCAGCUGCGCCGGGGCUGCCUGCCCCUCGAGUUCACUGCAGGCCUGUCCUCCGAGCUGCUUGCUGUCCUUACCAUCAUGUUGGAGCCAGACCCCAGUCUGAGGACCACAGCUGAAGCGCUGCUGGCCCUGCCCAUGCUCAGGGAGCCCAGGCCCUGGAGUGCCCUGUGGUGUGUGGCGACUGAGACCCUGAGCCAAGGGUGGGCACUGUGGCAGGCCCUGCUCACCCUGCUGUGCUGGCUCUGCCACGGGCUGACCCACCCCACCAGAUGGCUGCAACCCCCAGGCCCACCGGCCACGCCACCCGGCUCGCCGUCCUGUAGCUUCCCCCUGGACAGCACCCUCUGCAGCACCUGGGGGGACGACAGCUUUGGGGCCUUGCUCUCGACAGACACCAACCUGGCCAGGACUGCUGGGAGCACCUCCACCCCUAGCAGUAGUCCUCCUGCCCCCCAGAACAGGGACUCCCUGGACCUCAGUGACAUUGACCCAACUGCUCCUCGUGGAUCCUUCCCUGCCUUUGAGCCCCGGAACCUCCUUAGCCUGUUUGAGGACUCCCUGGACCCCACCUGAGCCCUGGGGCCCAGGCUCAGCUUUUAACCUUUUACCCUGCCCCUCCCCAAAGCACCCUUCUAUCUGGGUGCCUAAUAAAAGGGAUUUGAGUCUU
This is a messenger RNA of Echinops telfairi (small Madagascar hedgehog), 1692 nucleotides long. RefSeq names its product protein kinase, membrane associated tyrosine/threonine 1 (gene PKMYT1). Gene Ontology annotation, molecular function: ATP binding; protein kinase activity. Gene Ontology annotation, biological process: protein phosphorylation. The record is from RefSeq and is a predicted model, not a curated record. NCBI's taxonomy places the organism in Eukaryota, Metazoa, Chordata, Mammalia, Afrosoricida, Tenrecidae. The transcript has 8 exons. Bases 90 to 1598 code for a protein of 502 amino acids.